AUGAAGCUCGUCAUACUCGCGACUCUACUAGGCCUUUGUAUGGCCACACCAAGUCCAGCUAGUCCCUCCAAGAAAAAAGAGGAAACGCCAGGGAAAUCUCCGGCAAAAAAAACUCCCACCGAUAAAGAACUUCCAGAAUCCUAUAAUGACUGGUUGGGAAUACUACCUCACGAGUUCAUCUCCCUGGAGAAGAGGCGAUCGGAAGCUCUUCGAAAAUGGCAAACGACACAAAUGGGAAAGAAUCCGUUUCUAGACCCAUACUAUGAAGAAUUGAUGAGAAAGGAAGCUAGAACUAAGUUAGAGGGAGAAAUUAAAAAGGUAAAGGAAAAGCCUAUCGAGAACAAAAAGGAGUAUGACGCCAGUAAAGACGGCAAAUUUGACGAGUGGCUUGCCAAGUCCAAGGCUGUUGAAAUGGGUGCCAGAAAAUUGUACGAAGAAGCCAAGGCAAAGGUAGAUGCCAUAACUGAAACAGAGUCAAAAGAAAAGUUCGAAGAGAGACUCAAGAAGAUUCUUAAAAAGGUUGAGGAAAUCACCAAGGAGAUUAAGGAACUUGAAAAGAUUGAGGAAAAGGAGAGUUCUAAGGCAAUUGAAAAGGCACUUGGACACUUUUUAGGUCACUUCCAAACCCGUGCCAUGAUAAAGUCCGACGUUAGUGAACUCAUCCUCGACAUUGCCAGGGAGCAAGGGGACGGUGACCAAGUCCUCAAGAUCCUGGAACAGUUUCUAGUAGCCCUUGAAAGGUCUCCACUGGCUUAG
Theileria equi strain WA is the source of this 756-nucleotide messenger RNA. RefSeq names its product signal peptide containing protein. The record is from RefSeq and is a predicted model, not a curated record. Lineage: Eukaryota; Apicomplexa; Aconoidasida; Piroplasmida; Theileriidae. The coding region runs from base 1 to 756 and encodes 251 amino acids. The transcript has a single exon.